Molecule: messenger RNA, 3341 nt
Organism: Hyaena hyaena (striped hyena)
Lineage: Eukaryota; Metazoa; Chordata; Mammalia; Carnivora; Hyaenidae
Gene: MTHFD1L
Product: methylenetetrahydrofolate dehydrogenase (NADP+ dependent) 1 like
Exons: 28
Coding region: 16-2946 (976 amino acids)
Biological process (GO): tetrahydrofolate interconversion
Cellular component (GO): mitochondrion; cytosol
Molecular function (GO): methylenetetrahydrofolate dehydrogenase (NADP+) activity; ATP binding; formate-tetrahydrofolate ligase activity
Source: RefSeq, a predicted model, not a curated record
UGCGCGCCCCGCGCCAUGAGCGCGCGCCUGCCGCUCUUCCUGCGCGGGCUCCGCCGCCCGCCGCGGCCCCCGGGCCGGCCGCUCCGCCUCCGAGCGCCCGGUCGCGCCAGCAGCAGCAGCGGCGGCGGCGGCGGCGGCGGCGGCCUGCUCGGGCAGCGGCGGCUGCAGGACGCCCAGGCCGGGAACAGCCGCGGCCAGGGCAGCCGGGCGCCCCCGGCGCGGGACUCGGUCGUCAGAGAAGUCAUUCAGAAUUCAAAAGACGUUCUGAGUUUAUUGCAAGAAAAAAACCCUUCCUUUCAGCCGGUGCUCGCUAUUAUCCAGGCAGGUGAUGAUAACUUGAUGCAGGAGAUAAACCAGAAUUUGGCGGAGGAGGCUGGUCUGAACAUCACUCACAUCUGCCUCCCUCCGGAUAGCAGUGAAGAUGAGAUUAUAGACGAAAUCUUGAAGAUUAACGAAGACACCAGAGUACAUGGCCUUGCCCUUCAGAUCUCUGAGAGCUCAUUUAGCAACAAAGUUCUUAAUGCCUUGAAACCAGAAAAAGAUGUGGAUGGAGUAACAGACGUGAACCUGGGGAGGCUGGUCCGAGGGGACGCCCAUGAGUGUUACGUCUCACCUGUGGCCAGAGCUGUAGUUGAACUUCUUGAAAAGUCAGGUGUCAACUUGGACGGAAAAAAGGUCUUGGUAGUAGGAGCCCAUGGGUCUUUGGAAGCCGCCCUGCAAUGCCUAUUCCAGAGAAGAGGGUCCAUGACAAUGAGCUCCCAGUGGAAAACACCUCAGCUUCAAAGCAAGCUUCACGAGGCUGAUAUUGCGAUUGUAGGCUCGCCCAAGCCGGAAGACAUUCCCCUUUCUUGGAUCCAACCAGGAACUACAGUUCUCAACUGCUCCCAUGACUUCCUGUCAGGAAAGCUUGGAUGUGGUUCUCUUGGGGUACAUUUUAAUGGUGUCAUCGCAGAGGAUGAUGUGAGUCUCCUUGCUGCGGCUCUGCGGAUCCAGAACAUGGUCAGCAGCGGAAGGAGGUGGCUACGCGAACAACAGCACGCAAGGUGGAGACUUCACUGCCUGAAACUCCAGCCUCUCUCCCCAGUCCCCAGUGACCUUGAGAUUUCAAGAGCACAGACUCCAAAAGCUGUGGAUGUCCUUGCCAAGGAGAUAGGAUUGCUUGCAGAUGAAAUUGAAAUCUAUGGCAAAAGCAAAGCCAAAGUCCGUUUGUCCCUGCUGGAAAGGUUAAAGGAUCAAGCAGAUGGAAAAUACGUUUUAGUCGCUGGGAUCACACCCACCCCUCUCGGGGAAGGGAAAAGUACAGUUACAGUUGGGCUCGUACAGGCGCUGACUGCACACCUAAACAUCAACUCCUUUGCGUGUCUCAGGCAGCCUUCUCAAGGACCAACUUUUGGCGUGAAAGGAGGAGCCGCGGGCGGCGGAUAUGCCCAGGUCAUCCCCAUGGAGGAGUUCAACCUGCACUUGACCGGAGACAUCCACGCCAUCACCGCUGCCAAUAACCUGCUGGCCGCUGCUAUUGACACAAGGAUUUUGCAUGAAAACACUCAAACGGAUAAAGCACUGUAUAAUCGACUCGUACCUUUCAUGAAUGGUGUUCGAGAGUUUUCAAGCAUUCAGCUUGCUCGGCUGAAAAGACUGGGAAUAAAUAAGACUGAUCCAAGCACGCUAACAGAAGAGGAGAUCAGUAAAUUCGCCCGUCUCAACAUCGACCCCUCCACCAUCACGUGGCAUAGAGUAUUGGAUACAAACGACCGAUUUCUACGAAAAAUAACAAUCGGGCAGGCGCACACAGAGAAGGGGUGUUCCCGGCAGGCGCAGUUUGACAUCGCAGUGGCCAGCGAGAUCAUGGCAGUGCUGGCCUUGACCGACAGCCUCACAGACAUGAAGGAGCGGCUGGGAAGAAUGGUGGUGGCCAGUGACCAAAAUGGGCAGCCCGUGACCGCAGAGGAUUUGGGCGUCACAGGCGCAUUGACGGUUCUGAUGAAAGACGCAAUAAAACCAAAUCUGAUGCAGACCCUAGAAGGAACCCCUGUGUUUGUGCACGCUGGCCCCUUUGCCAACAUCGCCCACGGAAACUCCUCCGUGUUGGCUGAUAAAAUUGCACUGAAACUGGUUGGUGAAGAAGGAUUUGUAGUGACUGAAGCCGGCUUUGGUGCUGAUAUUGGAAUGGAGAAGUUUUUCAACAUCAAAUGUCGAGCAUCCGGCUUGGUGCCCAACGUGGUGGUGCUGGUGGCAACCGUGCGGGCUCUGAAGAUGCACGGAGGCGGGCCGAGCGUAACUGCAGGUGUCCCGCUUAAGAAAGAAUACACAGAGGAGAACAUCCAGCUGGUGGCAGACGGCUGCUGUAACCUUCAGAAGCAGAUCCAGAUCGCUCAGCUCUUUGGGGUUCCCGUUGUUGUGGCUCUGAAUGUCUUCAAGACCGACACCCGUGCGGAGAUUGACUUGGUGUGUGAGCUGGCAAAGCGGGCCGGCGCCUUUGAUGCGGUCCCCUGCUAUCACUGGUCCGUCGGAGGGAAGGGGUCGGUGGACCUGGCUCGGGCUGUGAGAGAAGCUUCGAGCCAAGGAAGCCGUUUCCGCUUCCUCUAUGACCUCCAGCUUCCAAUUGUAGAAAAGAUAAGAACCAUUGCACAGGCUGUAUAUGGAGCCAAAGAUAUUGAACUGUCUCCUGAGGCGCAAUCCAAAAUAGAUCGUUACACGCAACAGGGAUUUGGAAAUCUGCCCAUCUGCAUGGCGAAGACUCACCUUUCUCUGUCUCACCAGCCUGACAAGAAGGGCGUACCCAGAGAUUUCAUCUUGCCCAUUAGUGACGUCCGGGCCAGCAUAGGUGCUGGGUUCAUCUACCCUCUGGUCGGAACGAUGAGCACCAUGCCAGGACUGCCGACCCGGCCCUGCUUCUAUGAUAUAGAUCUUGACACAGAAACAGAGCAAGUUAAAGGCUUGUUCUAAACGAGCCAGACUUCCAGACAACCCAGUGCAGGCUCCUGAAAUACAGACUCCUCUUUGCCUUCUUGCUGCUGUCAGAGAAGAAAGUGAGUUUGAAUUAUGCCUGUUACACAACGCGGGAGAAAUGGGGAAAUAGGCCAAAGAUGUAUUCUUCGUUCAAGAAUUCUGUUUGCUACAGAGUAUCGUGUCCAGCAAAACGCCCUCCACCAAGUUUGAAAGAAACUAAUUUAUUUUCCGUUUCUGCAGAGUUUACAUUAAUUCCCCCUGCUUACACUGUAGAAUGUUUAUUUUAUGGGGACCAAGGGAUUAAAAGAGUGUGAACUAAAAGGUACCAUUUACCUCUCUGGAGUUUUCUAUUUUGUCUUUGAACUGAAAAUAAACAUGUAUCUAGAAAACCA